CGCGUCGCUACUGUUCGAGAAUAAAAGAAAUCUAUACAAUGAGAUAAAUUACUUUCCAUGAAGCUGUCUGCAGUGUCUCCAAAAGGCGACCUUUUGAUUCUUUUGCGCUUGUAUUUGUAAUGUGGGGCCAGAGGGUGGCGCAGCCAUGGCUACACUUAAGUUCUCAGCCACUUUGAGCAAGAGUGAUCCACAGACUAAUGCAGUACUAAUUGUGGGCCAAACUAAACAUCUGACACAAAUCAGCUGGGAGAUUAUUAAAGGAAAAUUGGAACCCCGUGUGGAUUGUGAGACAUAUUUGGUUGGAGUGUCUCAUCUUCACCCUUCACCAACUGACUCCUGCUCACUAUGGCUAAACAAUGCCACAGUUGCUGCCCUUCCCACCAAGAUCAGUCGACACAACACACCUUCCCGGGGUCAUGCACUGACCAAGGUCAUCAAGAGUUGUAUGGCUGGAGGGGAUGAGUACAUAGUGGUGGUGUGUGAGCGUGCAGAUGUGUUGGCCUCUGCCUGUGCAGUGGCCAGAGCUCUUCCCUUAUACUGCGGCAAGUCCAACACCACAGGCUUCAAGCGCGUGGUGACUGUUGAGUUUGUGCUGGCAAGCUCUAGAGGAGAAGAGGUCCUGACUGAUGCUGAUGUUGAGGCAAUAUCUGUGGUGGCUCAUGGUGUACGCCUUGCGGCUAAAAUUACUGACAUGCCAUGUUCCCUCAUGCAUACUGACGCCUUUUUAGAGGAAAUAAGAGCAGUUGGAGAUGAGCUUGGAAUUACUCCUCUUGUGAUUCGAGGAGAAGAGUUGGAGAAAAAUGGUUUUGGAGGCAUCUAUGGUGUUGGCAAAGCAGCCGUGCACCAACCUGCCCUUGUUGUACUAAGUCACAAACCUCAGGGAGCCAUCCGUAACAUCGCCUGGGUCGGCAAGGGAAUCGUCUAUGAUACUGGUGGCCUUUGCAUCAAGUCCAAGACUGGCAUGUGUGGAAUGAAACGAGAUUGUGGUGGGGCAGCUGCUGUUUUGGGCGCGUUUUUUGCUGCUGUCAAGCUUGGGCUGACGGAAAACUUGCACGCCAUAUUUUGUCUGGCAGAGAAUGCAGUGGGGCCAACUGCUCAAAGGCCUGAUGAUAUUGUCACCAUGUAUUCAGGAAGGACGGUGGAGGUCAACAACACUGAUGCUGAAGGCCGGCUGGUACUAGGAGAUGGGGUAUCAUAUGCUCUGAAGGACCUGAAAUGUGACACCAUCGUGGACAUGGCCACUCUGACAGGAGCACAAGGCAUUGCUACAGGCAAAUACCACGCAGCCAUCUUGACCAACUCAGAAGACAUGGAGGAUGCAUGCGUGCAGGCUGGACUGAACAGCGGUGACAUGGUGCAUCCAGUGCCCUUCACACCUGAACUGCACUUUAGCGAGUUUUCAUCAGUUCUGGCCGAUAUGAAGAACUCUGUUGCGGAUCGCAGCAAUGCGCAGGUUUCCUGUGCCGGCUUAUUCAUCUUCUCACACAUUGGUUUUGACUUCCCUGGCACAUGGCUGCAUAUUGACAUGGCUACACCUGUACAUAUGGGGGAACGAUCCACGGGGUAUGGAGUGGCAUUGCUAGUUACCUUGUUUGGCUCCAUGUCAGUGAAUGACUUGGUGCGCACCACUGCCCCAGUUUCUGCAUGUGACGGCAUGGACACAGUAGACAACAAAGCAGCCAAGAAAAUCCGACUUAAUUAACCAAAUGCUUCACCAUAACCACAACACUUGUUCGCCAGUAAUCAGAGUAUUGGGAAAGAAUGGUCUCAGGGGAUGCUGAGUGUGCAGAGUCAAAAUGUGGAGAACUCAGUGUUCUUACAUAUGUAAUAAUAAUAAACAGGUGACACUGUAGCCAGUGAAGUGGAUGGAUGAAGAUAACAAUGCCAUUUGUGAUGUGAUUGUUUUUUUGGGUUUUUUUUAAAUGUGUAGCAAGAUGAGAAAUUGUAGCAGACAUCGUUAGUUAUGCCACUGGAAUUAUGAGAAUGUAGACAACCACACUGACCUGCACUCUAGUAAGAUUUCUUAAAUUUUAAUUUGUUUAUGCCUUGUCCAUGAGCUUUUAAAAAUAAAUAUGUGUGUGCUUGUUUGUGUGUGUGGAUAUUAUAUAGUCAGGCUGUUGCAAGGUAUGUUGAGACCCCUUUCAGCUAUGGGAAGUAUGUGUUUAUUUUUUGUGGUCUUGAUGUAAUUCUCCUGACUGAUGUGGACUGGUACCAGUUCCAUUAUAUAUGUGCUUCACAUUGUUCCGAUCUGGUAUUGCAGAUGAGCCAGUCCAGUUACAAGGCAAAUUUUGCAAUUACUGUAUCAUUUGUACCCAGCAUGUGUAUAUUCAAGAUGGUUUGCUGCUUUAUGCCUCAGAUUGUUGUACUUUUCUGUUAGAAGCAGCAGCACGUGCCCUGCCUUGUGGCAUCAUGUGUUUAUCUGUCUUCCAAAAAAAAUCCCAUCCAAAACAGGUAUUGCAUAUUGUGAGAAAACAAACCUUGCUCUCACACAGACACACUUAUGUUUUGUGAAUUAUGGAACCUGCAUUGGGAAACAGGUCUGACUUUAGAUUACUGACAUCUGUGUGCAAGGUCCCCAUUUUGUUCACAGACCUGAUUUACCAAAAGCCACAUUAAUGUUUCUUGUCUUCGUUGUAGUUGGUAACUGAGAAUGUACCAGAGAUGUCCAUUACCAUUGGUAAAUGAUAACAUGGUAAUGUCAUUACUGGUAAAUGAAAAUGCGACCUUUGCUGGUGUUUUUAUUAGCAGGUGAUUUUAACCCUUUGGGCAUGAUGGGCCACGAUCAGGGCUUUGCCAGGGAAGCAUGAGGGAGGCCAUUUUCAUUACUUUUAUUGCAAAGAUCAAACUUUCUCCUUUCCCAAAAUGUAUAGGUUUCUUGGUCUAAUGUUUACCUGAGAGCAGCAAUAAUAAUAAUAAAAAAGAAUUCACCCACUGUCAUCUUCACAGUCAUCAGUUAUUAGCCGAUCUUUGUAAUACUUAUACUUUUAUGUCAUGCUCAGAGGGUUAAGUCUCAUCAGCAUUACAGAUGGUAACUGAUGAAAAUAUGGUAAUCUUGUCUCAGUGUUACAGUUGGUGAUGUGUCAAUCUUAAAAGUGGAACAGUAGGUAAUUAAAAACACGGCAGUCUUACUAGCACCACAGUUUCUAAUAGAAUGUGUCAGUCAGUUCAGUUGUUAGCUUUCUCUACUGACCUUUUUUCGUUGUGGCAGUUGACGGUGUUGGUUUUUUUUUUUUUUGCUUUGUUUUGUUUUGUUUUUUUCAAACUGAAGAAAACUGUAGAGAGCCAGUAAGUGAGAAAUUUAUCAUGGCCAAGCAGGAACAGCUGGGUUAGGUGAAUCUGGUUCUCAAACUUUUUUGAAAUGUGUGGAAACUGGAAAACAAAGUACUUAGUCCUGAUGUGUGAUAUUGCUACUUUUGUCCUCAGGGUUACAGAGUCAGCAGUGCUUGCAUGUCUUGUAGAGUUCUGUUCUUUUGUAAUUAUUUGAAGUGACCUGUGCCAUGGAUGUGUACAUGGAAGAAAGUAUUUUUCCACCCUCUCUGCAAAUUGUUGUAGUUGCCUAUGGCUUGUAUGACCUACAUGUGAAUGCAUGUCUUUUUCUGCCUGUCCUGGUAGGUAUUUUUGGAGCUGAGUCUGGCAUGGUCUUGUAUGCAAGCACAUGAUUUUUAUACAUAAUCAGCUUUGUAUACUAUUCUUUUUAUAGCAAUUCUCUCAUGUGUGCAUCUACUUUAAAGUGCAUUGUACAGCACAUGGUGAUUUGUCAAAAAUAUCAGACUGAAAGCAUUUUUGGGAAUAACAUCGGUCAAACAUGGCAGUCGUCAGUGAUGUCGUAUAGAAAAGAGAUCAAAUUAAAGUUUGAAUGCUU
Messenger RNA from Pomacea canaliculata, 3862 nucleotides. Its product is annotated as probable aminopeptidase NPEPL1. The transcript is spliced from 12 exons. NCBI's taxonomy places the organism in Eukaryota, Metazoa, Mollusca, Gastropoda, Architaenioglossa, Ampullariidae. Gene Ontology annotation, molecular function: metalloaminopeptidase activity; manganese ion binding. Gene Ontology annotation, biological process: proteolysis. Gene Ontology annotation, cellular component: cytoplasm. The record is from RefSeq and is a predicted model, not a curated record. Bases 146 to 1702 code for a protein of 518 amino acids.